AUGUGGAUCCAGGUUCGUACGAUAGACGGGAAGGAGACGCGAACCGUGGAGGAUCUUUCUAGAUUGACCAAAAUUGAGUCUUUACGGUUGAAAAUACAGGACAUCUUCAAUGUAAGCCCACCCCAGCAGCGCCUCUUCUACCGAGGGAAGCAGAUGGAAGAUGGCCAAACACUGUUUGAUUAUAACGUGGGUCUCAAUGACAUCGUCCAGCUGCUGAUUCGCUCACAGACAGACUCUCCAGACAGCCCCGCCGCCAAGGACUCCUCUGGUGUUCCCUGUAGUUCAGCUCCACCCCCUGACUUCAGGUCAGAAAGCCACAGUUCCCCAGCUCCGGCCUCCCCCGCUGCUAUGGAAACCUCCACAAAUAUAGACAAUGACAGCAGCAGUGUCACUACCAGCACUGUUAACGAAACCAAGCCGGACACCAGCGCUACCAGUAACUCAGCCAGUAUCAAAAAUGGGUUCAAGUCCUCCAGUCCGGCGCGGGACACCCAGCCCCCCACAUCCAGCAGAAACACACUAGCUGACCCAGGAGUUGGUGUGUACAAGAUUAACGAGUUGGUGGACUGCAGAGACGUCAGCAUUGGUGCCUGGUUUGAGGCCUGCAUCGAAAAUGUGACACGCGCUCCCAAAGGACAGAUAACGCCCACCAAGGGCAAGGUGGGCCGGCCCCCAAAAAGGACUAAUGGAAAGCUGGAGGCCGAGCAGGGACAGGCCCUCGGCCAGGGCCAAACCACAGACAGUAACAGGAAUAAUGUUGUGUUAAGCUCUGAGAGUAAUGGAGCCUCCACCUCUCAGACAGACUCUACAGCAGCUACAGAGACUAAGGAGAGAGAAGAGGAUGUAAUUUACCACAUUAAAUAUGACGAUUACCCAGAAAACGGUGUGGUGGAGAUAAGACCAGUGGAUGUGCGGCCACGUGCCAGGACCCUGCUGCGGUGGGACCAGCUCCAGGUGGGCAUGCAUGUGAUGGUCAACUACAAUAUGGAGACACCAGAUGAGAGGGGUUUCUGGUUCGAUGCAGAGAUCCAGACCAUCAACCAAACCUCCCGCACCAACAAGGAGCUCCGAGUCAAGAUCCUCCUGGGGGGUCCUGGAGAUAUAAUAGGGGAUUGUAAAGUUCACUUUCUGGAUGAAAUCUACCAGGUGGAGAAACCAGGAGCUCGUGCACUCUCAGCUGCAGAUGGACAAUUUAAACGGAAAAGCGGGCCGGAGUGUAAGCACUGCAAGGCUGACCCUGACGCCGAGUGUCGCUUCUGCUCCUGCUGUGUGUGUGGUGGGAAGCAGGAUGCUCACAUGCAACUGCUGUGUGAUGAGUGUAACAUGGCGUUCCACAUCUACUGCCUCAACCCGCCGCUGGCCACCAUCCCGGAUGACGAGGACUGGUACUGUCCCACCUGUAAGAACGACACCAGUGAGGUUGUUAAGGCAGGAGAGAAGCUCAAAGCCAGCAAGAAGAAAGCCAAGAUGCCUUCGGCAACAACUGAGAGCCAAAGGGACUGGGGAAAGGGUAUGGCCUGUGUGGGGCGUACCAAAGAGUGCACAAUUGUUCCUUCGAACCACUAUGGACCCAUACCUGGUAUUCCUGUUGGAACCACCUGGAAAUUCAGAGUUCAGGUGAGUGAGGCAGGUGUUCACAGGCCGCAUGUCGGUGGUAUCCACGGGCGCAGUAACGAUGGCUCCUAUUCGCUGGUGUUAGCUGGGGGCUUUGAGGAUGAAGUGGACCGGGGAGAUGAAUUCACCUACACAGGCAGCGGGGGUCGUGACCUCUCGGGAAACAAACGGAUUGGAGAACACUCUUUUGACCAGACGCUGACACACAUGAACAGGGCGUUGGCCUUAAACUGCGAUGCACCUCUGAAUGACAAAGACGGGGCUGAGUCGAGGAACUGGCGGGCAGGAAAGCCAGUCAGAGUGGUGCGCAGCUCCAAAGGUCGACGCAUCAGCAAAUACGCUCCUGAGGAGGGAAACCGCUACGAUGGUAUUUAUAAGGUGGUAAAGUACUGGCCAGAGAUUGGAAAGUGUGGUUACCUGGUUUGGCGGUACCUGCUGAGACGGGACGAUUUGGAACCAGCACCAUGGACACCUGAAGGACUGGAGAGGAUCCAAAAACUGGGGCUUGCUGUUCAGUACCCACCAGGCUACUUGGCUGCCAUGGCUAACAAAACAAAGAAGGAGGCCUGCGCCAGACCAGGCCGCGGCGGCCGGAGUAAGCACUAUCCCGGGAGGGGGAGGCCGCGGAGACAACGCAAGAUCAAAGAGAAAGAGGAGAAUGACGAGGAAGAGGAGGACGAGCAGCAGAUGGCCAGUGUGGAGGAUGAAGAGGAGCCACAGAGUAAUGGAGAGCAGAAGACAACCAGAGAUAGUGAGUCAUCACCACCGGCGGAGCCGCCUUCUAAACGGAUGAAGAUAGAGGAGACCUUCCAUCUGUCAGAGCAGCAGCAGCAGUUGAUCCGAGAGGACACGGCCAACAAGAAACUCUGGGAUGAAGCUAUGGAAAACCUUAAAGAGGGACCGAAUUUCCUGCGCAAAAUGGAGCAGAUCUUCAUGUGUGUGUGCUGCCAGGAGCUGGCCUUCCAACCCAUCACCACCGUCUGCUCACACAAUGUCUGCAAGACUUGUCUGCAGCGGUCGUUCCGGGCAAAGGUGUACACCUGCCCCGCCUGCCGUCACGACUUGGGGAAAGAUUACGUCAUGACCCAAAACGUGACGCUUCAGAUGCUGCUCGACCAGUUCUUUCCCGGCUACAGCAAGGGCCGAUGAGGUCAAAAUCACAUUUAUAAGUAGAAUACUUGCAGACACGCACAGCAUCCAUUCUGUACACCCACGUAUACCGUCAAGUACCUAGAGCUCCACUUUAAAAUGCAUUGCACACACAUACUGUACUUACCCACGGGCAAAUGUAUAUUGCAUACAGCCAUUUAUGUAUACAAUCAUUCAUACACAAACAACCUCAGUAGGGACUGACCUCAUCUGUUGAACUUGGACUGUCUCCAUUAACAUCACCAGCCUGAAAUUCAAUCAAGGACAUUUUUUAACCUCCAUACUCCUGCCCCACAAACGCACACAAACGCACAAAAGGAGCCCCAAAUAACCACCUCAAGAUAUUAGCUCAUUUUUUGUUGUUUGCCCCUCCACUGUGUUGUUCACUGAUUCCAUAAAUUCACACACAGCACACUCUUAGAGUGCAAAUUUCUCCCAGGCAAUGUGAUGAAAUCAGCCGUUAGACUCCUGCCAACCUGUAUGCAUUUUGUGUACCAUGUAUGCAGUUUUACAGUAAAAAAAAGGUGCUAGUUUAGUAUGGUUAUUUAGGCACAGCAGGACUGGCAAUUUCACAAGGUCACUGAAGACCCACAGAUGAGAUAACACAUUCAAUAUGGGUAAGUAGGUCAUGUGACUGAGAGAUGCCCACUUGGCCUGUUAUAGCAAGGUAAAAUUAGGAAAAACAAGAAUGCACAUGUAUUUAUAUAUGAAAUGAAGCACACAGUUGUAUUCCGUUAAAGCACUUUAUCAAUGACAUGUGCAGCAAACGCAUUAUGUAAGUUGAUCAUGUCACUUGUAAUAAUGCUAUUGCCAUUCCUUAAGCUAAUAAGAAGAGCAAACAACUCGCCAGAGGUAAUGUUAAGUGCAUUCGCAGAGAAUAGAAAUUGGCAGCUGUGUCUGGUUUGUUUGGUGUGUCCAAUAAAGCGGCAAACUGUAAACAUACUUAGUGAACGCAACACCGAUCGACAGCCGCAACUCUCUCCUUAGAUUUUAUGUGGAGAAAAAAAAAGAAAAAAGGGUAUUUACUUCAUAAACAUACCAAAGACAUGAGGCUGUAGAGCAGGGCAGGGGCAAAUAUCUUCAGAAAACUGCUUUAUUUCUAGUGAGGAAUCACGCCUAAAAUUAAAAAUAUACUUGUGACGUGACAUUUUAAACAGGACCAAACCAAAAUAUCAUCUUUCUUUAACAAGGCACUUUUUGUUUCUAUUUCCAAGCACUUAAACAAAAAUGGACAAGAUAAACAAACAUGUACUAUUAAAUCUCUCUCAUAAGUGCUGUUGAAACUUUUAACACUUUUGAAAUCAUUGUUAAAUAUUAAUGUUAAGACAUUUUCUCACCUCCAUCUGUAUUUUCACAUGUACUCUCAUUCAUGGUUCCACGUCUUCAGUCAGACGACAUGGACCACACUGUCCUUGUACUUUAGAUGAGUACGUUCUGGUAUUUUCCUUAAAUUUGUCUACCAGAUCGAUAUUGUAAUGAUAUAUUGUAAAUUAAACAUUUACAUGCAGCACCCGAAAUGCUUGAAAAGCGUGAGGUGCGCCGCUUGCACACUGUGGUUGUCCCUGGUGUUACCAAGCAACCACAAUCAAGCAGGACUUCACACAAAGAUGGUUAGCAUACUGUGUAUUGUGCUCAGCAGAUAUCCAUCUGCUAUUGUCCUCUCUGUUAGAUUUAGUAUAAUAUUCACUGGAGAGCUCUGGGUACCCAGUGCGACCUGCUUCUCCUUUAUUUUAGAAAAGUAGUCUGAUGAGUGACUUCACAGCCAGGAUGAUGCGAGUUAUUUGUUGUCAUGUUGCAUCCAGAAAAUGGGAGAUACACCUGUCUCAGUUUGCCAUGGUUGAGCCUAAAAAGUGGGCCAUUUAUUUCUAUUCCCUGAAUAAGAGCUUUCUAAUCAACAUGGUUCCGUGGAUUCACACCAUCAGAGAAUCAGGGACAUUGCCAAAAUGUGCAGUGUUUCCCAGUAUACAGUGUAUAAGCUAGUGCAUUGUCAUGAAUUGCUAUUCACCAGUCCAGACCCAUAGGAGAAGACAACAGGUUUAAAAACUGUUUAGUACCGAUGCCGUUGGCAUCCAAUGCCCGGUCAGUUUCCUAAUAACUGUAUUCUUUUUAAUCAGAAAUACGCUGAUUUGAUAUUCCUUGACGUAAAGUAGGUUUUGUUCACUGUUGGUACUUAAAACCAGGUAUCUUAUCGACACUAGUACUGAAAAUGACCUAUAUACCCAAAAUACCCAUCCCAACAUGGGGGUAAGUGAGAGGUUGUCUGGAGUGCCUAUAUGAGAGUUGACUGGUGCAUAUAGGCAUAACACAUUAAGGUAGUUUUAUAAAUACACUCUUGAUUGUUUCAAUACACUUGCAUACAACCUAAGAAUAGAACGGCAACAUUAAGAAGUCAUUUGUUUAACCAGAUCAUCAGGUCUAACAUCCCAUGGUCCAUGGCUGAGAAUACAAAUGAGCACUGAAUGGCAAAAACCUGCAUGUGUGCAUUCCUCUUGUCAGCAGACCAAAAGACCCACAACUUUAAUUGUGUUCAGUUAUCUUUAGUUUUUUUUCCAUAUCUGUUCAAUCUGACACACAUAUUACACAGCUCGAGCCAAGCCUAUUUUCCUAGAGUUAAAACAAAAUGUUGUUAAAUUGAUUCCAUUGAUUCCGUUUUCGUUUCCAUUGCUGAUAUGGUACUUCAAAAUGUCCAGAGUUGGCAGGUCUGAUAGGAACUAAAACAAAAAACACCCCAUGAAAAGCAGCAGCAAAGUCUCUGCAAUAAUCUGUGAUCUCAACAGAGGUCACCUGGAGUGCUGAAUUUCAGGUAAUCGAACGUAAUGUUAAGACACCCCCUCCUCUUUCAUUGGCCGGCUGUUUGUUUGUUUGUGGUGAUGUCCUUGUUUCUGUUCAAUCAUUCAGGAUUUUUUCUCUCUUUUUAUCAACAACAUGCAAGUACAAAUGCUACUAUGGUCUUUAAAGCUAGUUGUGAUGUGUAUUACUUUACUCCACUGUUGCUCAAUCUUGUUCAAAGAUUAUUUUCUUCCUGCGUUGACUGGCAAGCUAAUAGCCCUCAUUUCUUUCUCUGCUGUGACCUUCGCUCCCUCUCCUCUCUUCCCGCUGUCUUCUGCCCUCUGUGAACCUACAGUACUAACAAUUUUUAGACGUCUUGUGGACGCUUGGCUUCAGUGCUGUGUUAUUUUUAUUGCACUCUUGAAGAAAAAAGUUUGAAAAGUCGCUUUUAAUUUUCCUAGAAUGCUUACUAUUAUCUAUGUCUGUACGCCAUUUUUUCUACUGUUUUAGUUGCUUGUCUUCUAUUUUAAUCAUUAGUCAUUUUUAUGUGGCGACCUCAAACAUUUGCAGCAUAUGCCAGUCUGAGGAAUUUCAUUGCUUCAUAUUGUGAUCUGAAAUUUUAUACAUGUCAUAAUAAUACUUGAUAUGUACCUAUUAAAUAUUUGGAUUCCAGAAAACAAAA
Micropterus salmoides (largemouth bass) is the source of this 6214-nucleotide messenger RNA. Its product is annotated as E3 ubiquitin-protein ligase UHRF2-like. NCBI's taxonomy places the organism in Eukaryota, Metazoa, Chordata, Actinopteri, Centrarchiformes, Centrarchidae. Gene Ontology annotation, biological process: protein ubiquitination; negative regulation of gene expression via chromosomal CpG island methylation. The record is from RefSeq and is a predicted model, not a curated record. Bases 1 to 2763 code for a protein of 920 amino acids. The transcript is spliced from 16 exons. Gene Ontology annotation, molecular function: protein binding; ubiquitin protein ligase activity.